Messenger RNA from Glossina fuscipes, 473 nucleotides. It is a transcript of the gene Dpm2, whose product is annotated as dolichol-phosphate mannose synthase subunit 2. Gene Ontology annotation, biological process: GPI anchor biosynthetic process. Bases 209 to 448 code for a protein of 79 amino acids. Lineage: Eukaryota; Metazoa; Arthropoda; Insecta; Diptera; Glossinidae. The transcript has 2 exons. Gene Ontology annotation, molecular function: enzyme regulator activity. Gene Ontology annotation, cellular component: endoplasmic reticulum membrane; dolichol-phosphate-mannose synthase complex. The record is from RefSeq and is a predicted model, not a curated record.
UCGAUGCAGUCGCUGUAUUGUGAAAAGCAGUUGCUCGAUUUUAAAGUUUAAAUGGAAUAACAAUUCAAAGAAUUAAGGAAUUAUCAAGUUACCCUAUUAUUAAAAAUUGAGUGGAUGGAAAUUUUUAAAUUAUUAACACUCAUAUGUGAUUAGCGCCAUAAGUUCCAAAUUCCGAAUUUUAUUUAACGAGUUGCUCGCAAUAUAAUACAUGGCUUCCGAUGCCAAUGUAGGAAAGAUUGUCUUCGUAAUUGCUGUGUCAGUAUUCCUGUAUUAUUUUUUCUGGGUAUCAAUUUUACCGUUCAUGCUAAUUGACGAGGGCAAUCUGAUACAUUCUUUUUUUCCACCGCUAAAGUACGCCUUUAUAUUGCCCGCUACGUUUGGAAUUGUUUUUCUAGGAGGCAUUGCCAUCUUUACGCUUUAUCACAUUUGGGAUUUCAUAACCGCCUGAUAAGCUAAUAAGCUAAAGCGAACAC